Messenger RNA from Ailuropoda melanoleuca (giant panda), 450 nucleotides. Its product is annotated as oligosaccharyltransferase complex subunit ostc-B. Bases 1 to 450 code for a protein of 149 amino acids. The record is from RefSeq and is a predicted model, not a curated record. The transcript has a single exon. Gene Ontology annotation, cellular component: oligosaccharyltransferase complex. Lineage: Eukaryota; Metazoa; Chordata; Mammalia; Carnivora; Ursidae.
AUGGAAACGCUCUAUCGGAUUCCGUUCGCGGUGCUGGAAUGUCCAAACAUCAAGCUGAAGAAGCCCUCCUGGCUGCACAUGCCAUCCGCGAUGACUGUGUACGCGAUGGUGGUAGUGUCCUACUUCCUCAUCACCGGGGGCAUCAUCUACGAUGUGAUUGUGGAGCCUCCCAGCGUAGGCUCGAUGACAGAUGAAAAUGGGCACCAGAGACCAGUUGCCUUCUUGGCGUACAGGGUGAAUGGGCAGUACAUCAUGGAAGGAUUGGCAUCCAGCUUUCUGUUUACGAUGGGUGGCUUAGGCUUCAUCAUUCUGGACCGAUCAAAUGCCCCAAACAUCCCAAAGCUCAACCGGUUCCUGCUGCUCUUCAUUGGAUUUGUCAGUGUGCUUUUGAGUUUCUUCAUGGCACGGGUCUUCAUGCGCAUGAAAUUACCGGGAUACCUAAUGGGCUGA